Abrus precatorius (Indian licorice) is the source of this 2758-nucleotide messenger RNA. Its product is annotated as proline-rich receptor-like protein kinase PERK1. The transcript has 8 exons. The record is from RefSeq and is a predicted model, not a curated record. Gene Ontology annotation, biological process: protein phosphorylation. Bases 584 to 2305 code for a protein of 573 amino acids. Lineage: Eukaryota; Viridiplantae; Streptophyta; Magnoliopsida; Fabales; Fabaceae. Gene Ontology annotation, molecular function: ATP binding; protein kinase activity.
ACGAAAGGAGAUUUAAAAUGGUAAAAAGAGAGAGAGUGAGAGAGGGAGGGAAGAAUAUCCUUUAAGAUAUUUUUACGCAUCGCACGUGCCGUCAUUCCUGCUUUUCUUUCUUACUCUCUCUUUUUCCGACAUUUUUUGUUAUAUUUAUUUAUAGCCUCUCUCCCGCUUAAUAAAGCAACUGGUUUCGGAAAUCGGAAGCCGGAGCAAAACGCAAGAGCAAGAAAGUGAAACGACGGAGAAUGACAGCAAACAAAACCAUGCUUAAGCCAGUUGAAGCACAUAAUCUUCGUUGGUAAACGUAGCUGUUUCAAUUCGUUAUUGGUAAUGGAAAGCAAUGCCAGUAAGUGAAUGAGUGACUCGGUAAGAAGUAGCUAUCGCAAUAGGGUCCACCACAACAUUGAACCACAUUCCACUUUAUCUCCUCAAAAUUCUCAUGUGAAUGAUGCAAUCUCGUGAAUCGUAAACCCCAACCCCCCCCCCCCCUCUCUCUCUCUCUCUCUCUCACACACACACACACACCCCUUUUUCAACAAUUACAAAACCCUUCUUCUAAUUUACCGUCUCACCGGAAACUUCGCCGGCAAUGUCGUCUCCGCCACCGGAGACCUCUCCCGCCACGAACUCCACUGCCUCUCCUCCUCCGCCGGAACCCUCUCCCGCAACUAACUCCACUGUCUCUCCUCCAUCGCCGGCGGUCACCACCAAUUCCACGCCGCCGCCGCCGCCGCCUUCGUCUAUUCCGACGUCGUUUGAAACGGUUAACAAUGGGUUGCAGAAGGGUACAUUAAACGGAAUAAUCAUCGGGGUUGUGUUGGGUUCAGUAGGCAUGCUUAUCAUCGGGGGUAUUUUCGUCUGCCUUUAUAGGAAUCGGAAAAGGAAGAGACACCAGAAUAGCUACUCGCAACCGCCACGACAGAAAGCUGACUUGGCUGGUGGCCUACUUCAGCAUUGGCAAGCCAGUGUUCCUCCAAUGACAGAUGGUAAAGUAGGCUUGCCGCCCAAGCCACCUGGGGGUUUAGUGAGUCAGCAACAUUCAUCUACUGGUCUCCCCACACCUGCCGUGAUUUCUUCAAAUACCAGCAGUAGUUUGGGGUCUGAGAAGCCAUACAUUCCCCCUUCUUCUGGCAUUUCCUUGGCACUAUCUCAUAGCACUUUUUCAUUGAACGAAUUAGCAGUUGCAACAGAUGGAUUUUCCAGAUCAAAUCUUCUUGGUCAAGGUGGUUUUGGCUAUGUCCACAAAGGAGUUCUUCCAAAUGGAAAAAUUGUUGCAGUUAAGCAGUUGAAAUCUGAGAGUAGACAAGGGGAGCGUGAGUUCCAUGCGGAAGUAGAGGUCAUUAGCCGUGUACAUCAUAGACAUCUUGUUUCCCUAGUUGGAUACUGCAUCUCAGACAGCCAAAGGAUGCUUGUCUAUGAGUUUGUGCCUAAUGAUACACUGGAAUUUCAUUUGCACGGAAAGGACAGACCAUCUAUGGACUGGUCCACUAGGAUGAGGAUUGCUACAGGAUCUGCAAAAGGAUUAGCAUAUCUGCAUGAGGACUGUAAUCCCAAAAUCAUACAUCGUGACAUCAAGGCAUCUAAUAUCCUUCUUGAUAAUAAUUUUGAGGCUAAGGUUGCAGAUUUUGGGCUUGCGAAAUUUUCAUCAGACACAGAAACCCAUGUUUCUACUCGAGUGAUGGGAACUUUUGGAUACAUGGCUCCAGAAUAUGCUGCUAGUGGGAAACUCACUGAAAAGUCAGAUGUUUUCUCCUUUGGUGUUGUGCUUUUGGAGUUGAUUACUGGACGGAAACCUGUUGAUAAAAUGCAAUCCUUCACAGAUGACAGCAUGGUUGAAUGGGCAAGGCCUUUGCUGUCCCAAGCUUUAGAGAAUGGCAACUUUAAUGGACUUGUUGAUCCACGAUUGCCAACAAAUUACAAUCUUGAUGAGAUGAUCCGAAUGACUGCUUGUGCUGCAACUUGUGUGCGCCAUUCAGCCAGGCUUCGGCCUCGAAUGAGCCAGGUUGUUCGAGCUUUGGAAGGUAAUAUUUCUCUAGAAGAUCUAAAUGAGGGGAGCACACCAGGACACAGCAGAGUUUUUGGUUCCUUUGAGAGUUCCAAUUAUGAUACUAUUCAAUACAGUGAAGACUUGAAGAAGUUCAGGAAGCUAGCACUGGAAAGCCAAGAGCAAGGCGCUAGCGAGUACAGUGGUCCCAGCAGUGAGUAUGGUCAACAUCCUUCUGUCUCGACCAGUUCAGGCCAGCAAAAUACUCAGGAAAUGGAAAUGGGGAAUGUGAAGGGUAGCAACCAUGUUUCUGGGAUGAGCUCUUGAUCGAUGAUUCCCACGUCUUGCAAAGUUGCACUCUACAUCAGAUUGCAAGUGCGCCUGUGAAACUGGUAAAUAUAACUUGGUAUAUUUUGCAGGUCCAAUGUAUGAAAUGACUUGCUCAUGAUGAAUAGCAGUUAGAGUUCGUUUUUUUUUUUUUAAAAAAAUUUCAGUGAUUUUCACGGUCUAACUUGUUUCACAAGUAUGAUUCCUGAAUUAAUUAAUACACCUGUAGUUGUGUAAGCUUGAUUCAUUCUUCGAAGCUAACAUUUGUUUAUCUGGAAAAGCCUGACAUUGGGAUUAAAAGUGUUGGGGAUGAGGUAUUCUGUAUUUAUUUGGGGAACAUUGUGAUGAUGCAUUUUAUAAUGAGCGUUGGCCUGGGUUAAGGCUUGUAACUGCUCAGCUUGUUUGUGUUUUUUUUUGGGGUCAAAGUUCAGUUUGCUUGUUUGUAUUUUUAUU